Molecule: messenger RNA, 423 nt
Organism: Plectropomus leopardus (leopard coralgrouper)
Lineage: Eukaryota; Metazoa; Chordata; Actinopteri; Perciformes; Serranidae
Source: RefSeq, a predicted model, not a curated record
UGGAUACUAGUUUUGGGGGAUUGCUAGUUAAUUCAGGCACUAAAACAACUUAUUCUGUUCACAGCUCAGCCAUGAGGAAACUUUGGUCCAAAGCUGGUGUGUUUGGUUCGGUGUCGGUGGUUUUUGGUUCAAUGUUGUGGUCCCAGAAGAAGACUGAACCAGACCACUUUGCUUCCAGUUGCACCCCAGCUGAAACAAAUACCAACUCUCCCUAUGAGCUAAAAUUAGUCCAAGUCGUGUUCCGGCACGGUGCUCGGACCCCACUUAAGUCAAUACCUGACGUGAUGGAGGCCCAGUGGGUGCCCACGCUCUUGGAGCCUCCAGCACACACCAACAUCAACUAUAAAGUGACAGACCUACACGGUGGCCCCAGGCCCCCGGCUCCUGUAGAAGACAGCUAUCGGAAAAACACGCUGACCGUGA